AUGAAUCGGCCCAUUCAGGUGAAACCUGCUGACAGUGAGGGCAGAGGAGGUAAGCCCCCCCCCCUACACAGGAAGCUGUUUGUCGGUAUGCUGGGGAAACAGCAGUCUGAUGAGGACGUGAGGAAGAUGUUUGAGCCUUUCGGUGGCAUUGAUGAGUGUACUGUACUGAGAGGACCUGACGGAACUAGUAAAGGUUGUGCAUUUGUGAAGUUUCAGAGUCAUGCGGAGGCACAAGCAGCAAUUAACAGUCUCCACGGGAGCCGCACACUGCCAGGGGCCUCGUCCAGUCUGGUGGUGAAGUUUGCGGACACGGAGAAGGAGCGAGGUUUGAGGCGGAUGCAGCAGGUGGCCUCACAGCUCGGCAUCUUCAGCCCCAUGACCCUCAACCUCGGAGCUUAUAACGCCUACACGCAGGCCCUGGUCCAGCAGCAAGCUUUGGUGGCCCAGUCAGCGUACCUGUCGCCCGUGGCAACAGUUGCCGCUGUGCAGAUGCAGCAAAUGGCCGCUCUCAAUGCCAAUGGCAUCAUUGCCACGCCCAUUACUCCCAUCACCCCCUCCUCGGGUACAAAUACUCCGCCCACUAUUGCAGCAACGCCAGUGCCAGCCCUGCCUCCACCGAUCGCUGUCAAUGGUUACAGCACAGUGACAGCGCCAACCAAUGGGCAGCCAGCAUCUGAGACAAUAUACACCAAUGGCGUUCACCCAUACCAAGCCCAGAGUCCAGCAGCAGCAUUGGAUCCCCUACAACAGGCUUAUGCCGGCAUGCAGCAUUACACAGGUAACUCUAAGUGUCCAGCAUACCCCGCCGCAUAUGGAUUGGUUGGCCAGCCGUUUCCACAGCAACCAACCCUGGUUGCCCAGCAACCCCAGCAGCCCCAGCAACAGCAGCAGCGAGAAGGACCAGAGGGCUGUAAUAUCUUCAUCUAUCACUUACCUCAGGAGUUUACUGACUCAGAGAUGCUUCAGAUGUUUCUGCCCUUUGGCUUUGUGAGUUUCGAUAACCCAGCCAGUGCGCAGACGGCCAUCCAGGCCAUGAACGGUUUUCAGAUCGGCAUGAAGAGGCUGAAAGUGCAGCUGAAGAGACCGAAAGACGCCAACAGACCUUACUGA
Molecule: messenger RNA, 1110 nt
Organism: Chanos chanos (milkfish)
Lineage: Eukaryota; Metazoa; Chordata; Actinopteri; Gonorynchiformes; Chanidae
Gene: celf3b
Product: cugbp, Elav-like family member 3b
Exons: 10
Coding region: 1-1110 (369 amino acids)
Molecular function (GO): RNA binding
Source: RefSeq, a predicted model, not a curated record